Drosophila obscura is the source of this 672-nucleotide messenger RNA. RefSeq names its product centrosomal protein of 290 kDa-like. Bases 129 to 659 code for a protein of 176 amino acids. Lineage: Eukaryota; Metazoa; Arthropoda; Insecta; Diptera; Drosophilidae. The record is from RefSeq and is a predicted model, not a curated record. The transcript is spliced from 2 exons.
UUGGCUACACUUGGAAGCCCAGCAGGCUGGCCAGUAGCCUUGAGCAACAAAUUCGACUGGGAAUAUUCAGUUAGUCAGAUUCGUUGACCGAAUCCACAACCUAGAGUCUACGUUUUUUCAAGUACAAAAUGGAAGUGCAAAUGAGCGACACGAGCGGACAACCGGGCAAGAGUCCGGCGCCCACGGCUAAGCCAGAAGGCAGCGAGUUGCUGGAUGAAGGGUCCAAGGAUGAAGGGUCCAAGGACGUUUUCUUUGACUUGGAGGAUGAAGAUGAGGGGACCACCAGCAAUUCGACAAGCCAUUCGCUGUCGGAUAUAUGGGAGCAGGGAUUCCAGGAGCAGGCACAGAUACACAAGCUCAAGAAUAUGCUAAAAUCGAAGUCGCACGAGCAGGACAACAUGGCCCAGCAGGCCGCAGAGACACGCAAGAAGCUGGAGGAGGAGCAGACACGUGUGGGCAGCAUGGAGCAGCAGCUGAAGCGAGCCUGUCAGGAGAAGCAGCAAUCGCAGGAUCUACUGGCGGACACGCAGGUGAAACGCCGGAGUCUGGAGAGCCGCCUCGUUAAACUGCGCGAGAAGAAGAAGUGGGCGGAGCAGUGCAAUACCCAGCUUGAGUCCAAGCUGCAGCAGACCCUCAUCCAGUGCAAGCAGCUCAAAUGAAAAUGCGCCCAUA